Messenger RNA from Pteronotus mesoamericanus, 231 nucleotides. Its product is annotated as 60S ribosomal protein L38-like. The transcript has 2 exons. NCBI's taxonomy places the organism in Eukaryota, Metazoa, Chordata, Mammalia, Chiroptera, Mormoopidae. The record is from RefSeq and is a predicted model, not a curated record. Gene Ontology annotation, molecular function: structural constituent of ribosome. Bases 1 to 231 code for a protein of 76 amino acids. Gene Ontology annotation, cellular component: cytosolic large ribosomal subunit; ribosome. Gene Ontology annotation, biological process: protein-RNA complex assembly; translation.
AUGACAGUCGUGCAAUAUAUCCCUGGAGUAACCAGUACCAUGCCUCACAAAAUUGAGGAAAUCAAGGACUUCCUGCCCACCACCAUGAGGAAGUAUGCCAAAUUUGUCAAGAUCAGGACAAAUAAGGAUAAUGUGACGUUUAAAGUUCAAGGCAGCAUCACAGAAAAAGAGAAGGUAGAGAAACUGAAGCAUUUCCUGCCCCCAGAUUUGUUAUUGAAGGAGCUUAAAUGA